CGCGAAACCUGGUUGUGGCAGUAAUACCGGAGAGUAGCGCGGCGCUGUGAUGGCGGAAUCAUCCGAGUCCUUCACUGUGGUGUCUAGCCCAGCCCGAAAUCGCAGAGGCACUGACCCUCUCAUUUCCAGCCCGGGCCGAAGCUCCCGGCGCACUGAUGCCUUGACCUCCAGCCCUGGCCGAGACCUUCCUCCCUUUGAGGAUGAGUCUGAGGGGCUACUGGGCACAGAGGGGCCUCUGGAGGAAGAGGAAGAGGAUGGAGAAGAUCUUAUUGGAGAAGGCAUGGAGAGAGACUACCGUGCCAUCCCAGAAAUAGACACCUACGAGGCCGAGGGAUUGGCUCCAGAUGACGAGGAUGUGGAGGAGUUGACUGCCAGUCAGAGAGAGGCUGCAGAACGGGUCAUGAGGCAGCGGGACCGGGAGUCUGGCCGUGGUCUGGGCCGCAUGCAUCGCGGGCUGCUAUAUGACAGUGACGAAGAGGAUGAGGAGCGCCCCACUCGGAAACGCCGCCUGGUGGAGCGGGCCACAGAGGAUGGUGAGGAAGAUGAGGAAAUGAUCGAGAGCAUUGAGAACCUGGAGGACCUGAAGGGCCACUCUGUGCGUGAGUGGGUGAGCAUGGCUGGCCCCCGACUGGAGAUCCACCACCGGUUCAAGAACUUCCUGCGUACCCACGUGGACGGGCAUGGCCACAAUGUCUUCAAGGAGCGCAUCAGUGACAUGUGCAAAGAGAACCGUGAGAGCCUAGUGGUGAACUAUGAGGACCUAGCAGCUAGGGAGCAUGUUCUGGCGUACUUCCUGCCAGAAGCACCAGCAGAGCUAUUGCAGAUCUUUGAUGAGGCUGCCCUAGAGGUGGUGUUGGCCAUGUACCCCAAGUAUGACCGAAUCGCCAGCCACAUCCACGUCCGCAUCUCCCAUCUGCCUCUGGUGGAAGAACUGCGCUCACUGAGGCAGUUGCACCUGAACCAGCUGAUCCGUACCAGUGGAGUGGUGACCAGCUGCACAGGCGUCCUGCCCCAGCUCAGCCUGGUCAAGUACAACUGCAACAAGUGUAACUUUGUCCUGGGACCCUUCUGCCAGUCACAGAACCAAGAGGUGAAGCCAGGUUCCUGUCCCGAGUGCCAGUCAGCCGGCCCCUUUGAAGUCAACAUGGAAGAGACAAUCUAUCAGAACUACCAACGCAUCCGAAUUCAGGAGAGUCCAGGCAAGGUGGCAGCCGGUCGGCUGCCCCGCUCUAAGGAUGCCAUUCUCCUUGCCGAUCUGGUGGAUAGCUGCAAACCAGGAGACGAGAUAGAGCUAACUGGCAUCUAUCACAACAACUACGACGGCUCCCUCAACACUGCCCAUGGCUUCCCUGUCUUUGCCACUGUCAUCCUGGCCAACCAUGUGGCUAAGAAAGACAAUAAAGUGGCUGUAGGGGAACUGACUGAUGAGGAUGUGAAAAUGAUCACCAGCCUUUCCAGGGAUCAGCAGAUUGGAGAGAAGAUCUUUGCCAGUAUUGCUCCUUCCAUCUAUGGGCAUGAAGACAUCAAGAGAGGCCUGGCUCUGGCUCUGUUUGGAGGAGAGGCCAAAAACCCAGGUGGUAAGCACAAGGUGCGAGGUGAUAUCAAUGUGCUACUGUGUGGAGAUCCUGGCACAGCUAAGUCUCAGUUCCUCAAAUAUAUUGAGAAAGUCUCAAGCCGAGCCAUCUUCACCACUGGCCAGGGGGCUUCAGCAGUAGGCCUCACAGCAUAUGUUCAGCGGCAUCCUGUCAGCAGGGAAUGGACCUUAGAAGCUGGAGCCCUGGUUCUGGCUGACCGAGGAGUGUGUCUCAUUGAUGAGUUUGACAAGAUGAAUGACCAGGACAGAACCAGCAUCCAUGAGGCUAUGGAACAACAAAGCAUCUCCAUUUCAAAGGCUGGUAUUGUCACCUCCCUGCAGGCUCGCUGCACCGUCAUUGCUGCUGCCAACCCCAUAGGAGGGCGCUACGAUCCCUCCCUCACCUUCUCAGAAAACGUGGACCUCACGGAGCCCAUCAUCUCACGCUUCGACAUCCUGUGUGUGGUGAGGGACAUAGUGGAUCCAGUCCAGGACGAGAUGCUGGCUCGCUUUGUGGUAGGCAGCCAUGUCAGACACCACCCAAGCAAUAAGGAAGAGGAGGGGCUGGUUAAUGGCAAUGCCACAGAGCCUGCCAUGCCCAACACAUACGGAGUGGAGCCUCUACCCCAGGAGGUCCUGAAGAAGUACAUCAUCUAUGCCAAGGAGAAGGUCCACCCAAAGCUCAACCAGAUGGAUCAGGACAAGGUGGCCAAGAUGUAUAGUGAUCUGAGGAAAGAAUCUAUGGCAACAGGCAGUAUCCCCAUUACGGUGCGGCAUAUUGAGUCUAUGAUCCGCAUGGCAGAGGCCCAUGCACGUAUCCAUCUGCGGGACUACGUGAUAGAGGAUGAUGUCAACAUGGCCAUUCGUGUGAUGCUGGAGAGCUUCAUCGACACACAAAAGUUCAGUGUCAUGCGUAGCAUGCGUAAGACUUUUGCCCGUUAUCUUUCAUUCCGGCGUGAUAACAAUGAACUGUUACUCUUCAUAUUGAAGCAGUUAGUGGCAGAACAGGUGACAUAUCAACGCAACCGCUUUGGGGCCCAGCAGGACACUAUUGAAGUGCCUGAAAAGGAUUUGGUGGACAAGGCUCGUCAGAUCAACAUCCACAACCUCUCAGCAUUUUAUGACAGUGAACUCUUUAGGAUGAACAAGUUCAGCCAUGACCUGAAACGGAAAAUGAUCCUUCAGCAAUUCUAG
This is a messenger RNA of Orycteropus afer afer, 2767 nucleotides long. Lineage: Eukaryota; Metazoa; Chordata; Mammalia; Tubulidentata; Orycteropodidae. The record is from RefSeq and is a predicted model, not a curated record.